This is a messenger RNA of Delphinapterus leucas (beluga whale), 529 nucleotides long. It is a transcript of the gene H2AC17, whose product is annotated as H2A clustered histone 17. The record is from RefSeq and is a predicted model, not a curated record. Gene Ontology annotation, molecular function: structural constituent of chromatin; DNA binding; protein heterodimerization activity. NCBI's taxonomy places the organism in Eukaryota, Metazoa, Chordata, Mammalia, Artiodactyla, Monodontidae. Gene Ontology annotation, cellular component: nucleosome.
UUUUUGGCGUAGGUGCAUAAGCUUUGCACUAUGUCUGGACGUGGUAAGCAAGGCGGCAAAGCUCGCGCCAAGGCCAAGACUCGCUCCUCGCGGGCCGGGCUCCAGUUUCCCGUAGGCCGAGUGCACCGCCUGCUCCGCAAAGGCAACUACGCCGAGCGGGUCGGGGCCGGCGCGCCGGUGUAUCUGGCCGCGGUACUGGAGUACCUGACGGCCGAGAUCCUGGAGCUGGCGGGCAACGCGGCCCGCGACAAUAAGAAGACGCGCAUCAUCCCGCGCCACCUGCAGCUGGCCAUCCGUAACGACGAGGAGCUCAACAAGCUGCUGGGCAAAGUCACCAUCGCUCAGGGCGGCGUCCUGCCCAACAUCCAGGCGGUGCUGCUGCCCAAGAAGACUGAGAGCCACCACAAGGCCAAGGGCAAGUAAGGUCUGAAUUAAUACUCCAAUCUCUAAGAACAAAGGCUCUUUUCAGAGCCACCCACAACUUAUGUGGAAGAACUGAACACUGUCCUGAAACCUAUUAUGUAGUCCU